AUGCCAGAACUGAAGGAUAAAAAUCGAAUGCUCAGCUAUGACUACGAUAGUCACAAGCACCUCCUUUACUGGCCAGAGUCCAAUAGAUAUAAGACUACAAAACCAGAAACUCGUGGAACUAUGCAGUACACAAUGCCAGGAAUAAAAGAAGAAUUCAUCAGAAGUCCCAUUGAUCAUCGGUAUCAAGAAACAUUUACAAAAUUCUUCCCCUCUUAUGACCUUGACCUGAACCAGAAAGGAUUGAUUUGGUUUAUUAAGAAAGGAGUACUAGAAGGAGCGCUCAAUGGAACAUCUGACAUGCUAGCUUGGCUUGGACAGGGGAAAGAUAAAGCUGGAAGACCUUCAGAAAUCACGCAAGUCACUAUGGAGUUGUGGACUCUUCGCUUCCAAUUAUUGCUCAAUUUACGAAUGCAUGCGCAGUUGUUAGCUGAGUUGGCGGCGUUUGAAGACCUAGAUGCACCCGAUUUGUUCUAUCAGUACAAAUCUGCAGACAAGACAGGUAGUCUGGUUCCGUUUUCACUACGAAUCAUUCACGCCGAGGCUCUCCGAUUUUCACCGUUUCCGUGGCAUAGUAUGAUAAGAAUCGAAGCACUUCAGUCGCAAGUUGAACAGAUUGUCAACAUUUUUCGGAUGCAAAACGCGCCUGCCAGUCAAAUUGAAGAUUGGGAAAAACGAUUGCAAUGUGUCAAGUACUUGUUCGUACGAGUACUUCACGAACUAGGGGAGUACAAAAUUGCUAUCAAAACGUUGGACAAAGCACGUCAAGAGACGAAGAAUCAAGAGGAGAAGGUGGUUUUGACUCGAGCACUGAUGAGAAUGGCGAUGCAAGCCGGGGAUGAGAAGGCUAUGCAUUAUUUCGCUGAGAAAGCAAGUCAUUUGUCUAAUGGGACUAAUUUGAUGAUUGUGCAUAAAGCCAUGAGAAGUAUUUUCUUGGGAUCAAACAAUCACGCACAAGAUUACAUAGGAAGAAUAAAAGAGAAUGAGGAUCAAACGCCACAAUUCCUGAAUACAAAAUCGAUUAUUCAACUGUAUACAGGAAGAGCGAGAGAUGCUGUGGAGACAAUCAGUAUGAUCCGACCGAUUGUGCCUGGUCCCACCACCACAAACCUGAAAACUAUUGCUGAACUAUGCUAUUCCACAGCCGCAAAGGAUGAACUUCUCAUUAGAUAA
Caenorhabditis briggsae is the source of this 1170-nucleotide messenger RNA. NCBI's taxonomy places the organism in Eukaryota, Metazoa, Nematoda, Chromadorea, Rhabditida, Rhabditidae. Gene Ontology annotation, cellular component: Golgi apparatus; TRAPP complex. Gene Ontology annotation, molecular function: protein binding. Bases 1 to 1170 code for a protein of 389 amino acids. The record is from RefSeq and is a predicted model, not a curated record. The transcript has 8 exons.